AGUACUCUGUCAAACAAUGCCGUACCUUUGAAGAGAUCUAAGGCAUAUGGUACAGAGAUCGUAUGCCUAAAUGUUACAAAGCCAUAUGAGCGCUGUUUUCCAUCUCGAUCCUUGGGUAUUGAAACCUUCUGAAUCGGACCACUCUGUGAAUAAUCAGAAUAACUAUUAAGGUAACAAUCAAAAAGUGAGUAAAGACCAAAGGAGUUGGAAGGAAAGUGGUGGGUUCAAACGUAAGCCAAAUUAUCAACAUCAGUCUGGGUAGAAGCAGAAUAACCUUACAAUUAGUAUCUUACUUGUAAAAACAACUCAUAUAAGAGAUCUUCGGUUACUUUCUCGCUCAAAUUUCCGCACCAAACAGUACGACGAUCCUCGUCCAUUCUGACGACAAAUUUUCUUAUAUCAGUGUUGUCAAACCAUAAAGUAAUUUGCGUUAACGCGUAUUCCAAAAUUGCAUUAUUUAUCUUGCAAAUGUCGUAUCUUAUAUUACGAUUACGAUCUACCUUAACACUCACCGCAAAGUACUCACGGAUUACGCAAGGGAGGGCAUCAUGUGACAAGUCCUGUUCUCAUACCAACCACUGAAAUGUUAUACAUACAUUUCAGUGAUACCAACCAAUCGAGUAAGCUUUCAGAGGCGGAACCUCGCUUACAAUUGGUUGAUUCACGACUUGUCGAUUCAAGAUGGCAGAGCUGCGUUCAGGAAAAUUGGGACAAUAAAAAUUCUAUAUUUUCUGCUCACUGAUCUUAUACUUCUGCUACCUGACAAGUACAUACAUACGUACGCCUAGUACUUGUAGUACGUACUACGUACGCGAAGCUGUCAAGAAAAUUUCCAUUGCACUUUUCCCAUUCAAAAGAAGAAAAUUUCCAUUACCAUUCUGAAGCGAAUCGCCCCCGUUUUAUGGUUGCUCAUUUUUGUGGACAUUAUCCCAUCAAAACAGCCACUUACAGCCGUACGUAUAUUCGUUACAUGUGGCCUGUUAUAACAAUAACAAGGAGGAUGUGAAUUUUUUUCGCAUAACUGAGAUGGUUGAAAAUAAUGACCCAAAAAAUGAUGACAUCAUGACUUUAGUCAACGUGAGAUUGAUUACAGACAGCAAAAAGCUAUUGGAAGAAAGUACUUUGAACUUACAAGAAAAAAUACAGAGCAACUUCAAACAGCUAAUGAGUGCCCUAGAAUCCAGAGAGAAACAGCUAUUGCGGCAAGUAGAUGCAGUUCAUGUACAGCAGCUUUCACUGAUACAGUCAAACCUGGAAGUUGUAUCAUGUAAGCCUUUAUUGAACAUAGAUUUAAGUUUGAGAGAUGACAUAGAGUCCCAGAUUUUACGCCUCGGCAAAUUGGAAGUGUCUGGAAAAAAUUGUAUCAAUGUCAAUGACGCAGAACCAUAUAAAAUUCAAGAAUAUCAAGAUGCUGAUAAGGAUCAUGAGAGUUUUAAUAAAUCGAUCAAGACCGAAAAUGAAAUACAGAAAUGUUUUGAGAAGACAAAUAAUUUUGUAGCCGUAGAAGGUAUGCACGACGCUAACAUAUCAUCAGAUGAAAAUGCUCCGACUUUUGACAAUGGCACUUUUAGCUGUUCAUUGAAUUCUAGUCUUGAUUCAAGCAUAGAAAUGGAAAACAGGUUUGUUCAGGACUUCAGUGUCUCGUCGAUCUCAGGUUGUAUGAUGAUUCAACAGCAAUCAGACAUCGGAGACAAUGAAUGUUUGGCUAAUUUUAUUGUCCCAAACUGUACUUUCUUAGAUUCAACUCAUGAAAACUUAAAAAAAGAUGGACCUCAAAAAUCAGAAUGUUUAAAUCAAACUUUAGAAACUCUGCAAGAUUCUCAAAAACAGUAUGUUGUUAAGAAUCUGGAAUCCCUAAAACUAAACAAUUUGAAUUGUCACAAAGAUACAAUUGCAAAUAACGAACACAGAUUGCUUAAACAUCUCAGCUCAUUGAAUGAGCGUUCUAAUAAUCGAAAAUUUCGAAGAGACAGUGAUGAACAUCCCAAGCAAAUACAGCAAUGGCUACAACAAAUUUUAGUUGAAACUGAAACAGAACCAAUGAUACAUGAAGUCGAACAAUUUUCAGAGAUUUCCAAAGUGAGAUCGCCAAGUGAAUUUCCGCUAGAGACUUGAAAUAAUUAUUUGAAUAUUUAUUUUAAGUCUGCUGGUGUAAGGAAUUAUCACUGUAUGCCGUUGAAUAAGUAGAAAACUGAGUUGAUCGCAACAAGUCCUCAACGGGGCCAAAGUUUCCACAAACAUGGGAGGUAAACCAAAAGUCUGAUUUUCCAUCGCUGCUACUUGAAUUAUCUACUAUAGUUUAUUUAUUUCCUAAGAUACCUGUACACCGUAUUCAAAGAAUUUGUCUUUGUGUGAUUUACUUGAUAAUUUUAUAUUAUUUUUCCUAUUUAUGAAACAAACAUCCAUACGCGUGCAUUAAAUUUAAGAAAUGGUCGGAAUACGUUAAUAAAAAAUUAUAUACCGAG
Messenger RNA from Athalia rosae (coleseed sawfly), 2465 nucleotides. RefSeq lists its product as uncharacterized. Lineage: Eukaryota; Metazoa; Arthropoda; Insecta; Hymenoptera; Athaliidae. The coding region runs from base 1027 to 2115 and encodes 362 amino acids. The transcript has 3 exons. The record is from RefSeq and is a predicted model, not a curated record.